Messenger RNA from Nipponia nippon (crested ibis), 2527 nucleotides. Lineage: Eukaryota; Metazoa; Chordata; Aves; Pelecaniformes; Threskiornithidae. The record is from RefSeq and is a predicted model, not a curated record.
GAGAGCUCUUGGCUCUAGCAGAAUCCAAAAUGAAGACUUUUGAUGCAAAUGACCUGUAUCAGGGACAGAAUUUCAGCAAAGUUCUCAGCUCUCUUGUGGCUUUAAAUAAGGUGACUGCAGACAUAGGGCUGGGCAGUGAUUCUGUAUGCGCACGUCCCUCAUCUCAUCGGAUAAAAUCUUUCGAUUCUCUGGGAUCGCAGUCUUUACACAGUAGAACUUCAAAACUCUUUCAGGGACAGUAUCGGAGUUUGGACAUGACAGAUAACAGCAACCAUCAGUUGGUGGUGAGAGCAAAAUUUAAUUUUCAACAGACAAAUGAAGAUGAACUUUCUUUUUCAAAAGGAGAUAUUAUUCAUGUUACAAGAGUGGAAGAAGGAGGCUGGUGGGAAGGAACUCUAAAUGGCAAAACAGGGUGGUUUCCAAGUAACUAUGUACGAGAAAUAAAAUCAAAUGAAAAACCGGUCUCCCCCAAAUCAGGUACAUUGAAGAGUCCACCUAAAGGCUUUGAUACAUCUGCAAUUAACAAAAGCUAUUACAAUGUGGUGCUACAAAAUAUAUUAGAAACAGAAAACGAAUAUGCUAAGGAGCUACAAACAAUGCUUUCAAACUACCUGCGACCAUUACAAGCCAGUGAAAAGUUAAACUCGGCAAAUACUUCAUACUUAAUGGGAAACCUGGAAGAAAUAAGUUCUUUCCAGCAAAUGCUUGUACAGUCUUUAGAAGAAUGCACCAAGUUGCCUGAAGCUCAGCAGAGGGUUGGAGGAUGUUUUCUAAAUUUGAUGCCACAAAUGAAAAGCUUAUACCUUGCAUACUGUGCCAACCAUCCAUCAGCAGUAAAUGUUCUCACAGAACACAGUGAGGAUCUAGGAGAAUUCAUGGAGACGAAAGGUGCCAACAGCCCUGGGAUCCUUGUACUGACCACGGGCCUCAGCAAACCUUUUAUGCGUCUGGAUAAAUACCCCACGUUACUCAAAGAACUUGAAAGGCACAUGGAGGAUUAUCAUCCAGAUCGUCCAGAUAUUCAAAAAUCCAUGACUGCCUUCAAAAAUCUUUCUGGACAAUGUCAAGAAGUACGGAAACGGAAAGAACUUGAACUACAAAUACUGACAGAAGCUAUCCGUUGUUGGGAGGGAGAGGAUAUUAAAACACUUGGCAAUGUGAUUUACAUGUCCCAGGUCAUGAUUCAGUGUGCUGGAAGUGAGGAAAAGAAUGAAAGGUAUCUUCUUCUCUUCCCUAACAUUUUGCUAAUGUUGUCUGCCAGCCCAAGAAUGAGUGGGUUUAUCUAUCAGGGAAAACUGCCAAUGACAGGAAUGACUAUCACAAAGCUAGAAGACAGUGAAAACCAUAAAAAUGCAUUUGAAAUAUCAGGAAAUAUGAUUGAAAGGAUACUAGUGUCUUGUAACAACCAACAAGAUUUGCAUGAAUGGGUGGAUCACCUGCAGAAGCAAACCAAAGUCACAACUGUUGGGAAUCCCACCAUUAAACCUCACUCUGUGCCAUCUCACACACUUCCUUCCCAUCCCGUAACACCCUCCAGCAAGCAUUCAGACAGCAAGCCAAUACCACUGACUCCUGCAUACCACACUCUCCCGCAUCCGUCACAUCAUGGGACUGCACAUACCACGAUAAACUGGGGACCUCUGGAACCUCCAAAAACCCCCAAGCCUUGGAGUCUGAGCUGCUUACGGCCUGCACCUCCAUUACGGCCUUCAGCAGCCCUUUGUUAUAAAGAGGAUCUCAGUAAAAGCCCUAAAACCAUGAAAAAGCUGCUUCCCAAACGCAAGCCAGAACGGAAGCCAUCAGAUGAAGAGUUUGCACUGAGAAAAAGUACAGCUGCUUUAGAAGAAGAUGCUCAAAUUCUUAAAGUCAUUGAAGCAUAUUGCACAAGUGCCAAAACACGUCAAACACUAAAUUCAAGUUCCCGUAAAGAAUCAGCUCCUCAAGUCCUGCUCCCAGAGGAAGAAAAAAUUAUUGUAGAAGAAACUAAAAGUAAUGGUCAGACUGUUAUAGAAGAGAAAAGCCUUGUUGACACAGUAUAUGCAUUAAAGGAUGAAGUACAGGAGUUAAGACAGGAUAACAAAAAGAUGAAAAAAUCAUUAGAAGAAGAACAAAGAGCUCGCAAGGACUUGGAGAAGCUUGUUAGAAAAGUUCUAAAGAACAUGAAUGAUCCAUCUUGGGAUGAAACCAACUUAUAACUAAUUUUUUCUUUUUUUUUUUUUUUUUUUCCUCCCCCCCUUUUUCUUUCUGUUGAAAGACCAGUUGUAAAACUGAGCUGGGAAGCCUUCUGACAUUAGUCAGUGUUGCAUCAAGAGCACUACAAAACAGGAUUUAACUGGAUCUAGUGAUUUCUUGCUCUGAACUAUAGAAAAGUCAAGCCAUUUACUGAAGCAAUCUGUACUUUAAGUGUGGAGACCAUGGAUCCUGAACUCUACUAAACUUAAUUUGUUUGCAUCUAAAUUACCUCAUUUUGCAGAAAGUGCAGCACCUGACUAAAAGUCCAUGUUUUUCAGUGGCUUUUUAAUUAAAU